Penicilliopsis zonata CBS 506.65 is the source of this 1560-nucleotide messenger RNA. RefSeq lists its product as hypothetical. Gene Ontology annotation, biological process: translation. Lineage: Eukaryota; Fungi; Ascomycota; Eurotiomycetes; Eurotiales; Aspergillaceae. The transcript has 2 exons. The record is from RefSeq and is a predicted model, not a curated record. Gene Ontology annotation, cellular component: ribosome; mitochondrial small ribosomal subunit. Bases 290 to 1225 code for a protein of 311 amino acids. Gene Ontology annotation, molecular function: structural constituent of ribosome; RNA binding.
AUGGGAUGAGGGUGGGGGAAAAGGAGAAGCUGCAAGAGGGGUGAAGAAGUUGUUGCGUCGACGAAAAUUUGUGCGAAUCAGACGGAGCCGGAGACGGAGGAACGUUUUUGCCGGUGCAAUGUCACCUGACGGCUAGCUCUUGUCUCAAAAAACCUCCUACGGGCAGUUUGGCGGAGCGGCGACGGCCAGCAACCAGCGAGCAAUUCAUUUUGGCCUUGCCUUGGUCUUUCUUUUCCCCUUUGUAUUUUUUUGCAUUGAUAUUGGCUCUUUGAGAGCCUACAGGGUCAGAAUGGCUUUUUCUAGGCCUAAUUGCAUCGUUCACACGAUGCAAUCGAUCCGCCGUGCUGGACAGCAGUCUUCGUUCGUCUCCGCGUCUCCGAUUCCUACACAGCUGCUGCAGCGACAACAACGACAUCUACUGUCGACCACGUCGCGGGAAAGCGCCUCCGAGGUGCAGGCGGCGCCCGAAAUCGAUUUUGCGCAGUUUCUACAGACUCCCGCGCGGAUAAUUCCUGCCUCGCCGGCGUACUUCUCCGGCAGCCCCAAGUUCAUCGACUACCUCCUGGACCUUGAGCGGAUCCAGGCCAAAUAUGCGCCACUGCCGCUUGUGGCCGCCAACAAGGCACCACGCAUGGCAUGGUUCAAGCUGCCGCAAUUCCGCGACUUUGUCGGCGAGCAGGUGCCUGUGAAGAAGUACCGGGGCCUGAUCAAAAUCCUGCAGCGACUCAACCGGAUCAAACCCAACGUGGCUCCGGAGGAGGUGCGACAGACAUUGAGCAGGUUCCUGCGGCCAGGGAACCCAUACGGAAACAAACCCGCGCCGGCGACGGUGGAUGAGAUGGGCCGAGGUCGGGGCUACGGGAAACGCAAGGCUUCGUCGGCCGUGGUUCACCUGGUCGAGGGGGAUGGAGACGUGCUGGUCAACGGGAAGAGCCUUGCGGAAGUGUUCCCGCGUCUCCACGACCGGGAGAGCGCAACAUGGCCACUGAGAUGUACCCAGCGCUUGGACAAGUACAACGUGUGGGCGAUCGUGCGUGGCGGCGGCGUCACAGGUCAGGCGGAAGCGAUCACACUGGCGCUGGCGCGAGCGCUCUUGGUUCACGAACCGGCUCUCAAGCCCGCUCUGCGAAAGGCUGGCGUGAUCACCGUGGAUGCCCGUCGCGUGGAGAGGAAAAAGCCCGGCCAUGUCAAGGCUCGCAAGAUGCCUACCUGGGUCAAGCGAUAGGUUUUCUUUUGUCUAUUCAGCCUCGUGGACAUUAUGUAUUAUUGCAUCGGCGUAUUCUCUCUCUCUCUCUUUUUUUUCAACUGUUAUUCUUCUCCUUCUCCCUCAUAUCUAUACUGCCAUAGAAUCGAGAGUGUAUCACUAUUGUAUCUUUUGGUCCGGGAGAGUACGGAGUAUCCGUACAGAGUAACACAAAUCCUAACUAUCCCAUUGUCCAAGGCAGCAAUGUCCUACCCCGUCUGUAUCCUCGACUGGUUCGAUUCGGUUCCCUCGGAAUGCGCGUCAUAGGACACUAGCUGACCCCUGCUCAUGCGGUGAUUAAAUAGCAUCCAAGUUUG